This is a messenger RNA of Diabrotica balteata, 3980 nucleotides long. NCBI's taxonomy places the organism in Eukaryota, Metazoa, Arthropoda, Insecta, Coleoptera, Chrysomelidae. The record is from the annotation of a GenBank genome assembly.
AUAUAUUCGUCAAUUCAUACUGCAAUGUUGCUUGUUUUUAGUGUCUAUUUACCGCUAAAACUGAUGUACGUAUUUUUCGGAAUAAAAUUAUAUACGAAACCUUAAAUUAUAAACAGACGCUCAAAGUAAAAUUAAAACACAACAGUUAUCAGUUCACUAAAAUUAUGAAUUUCGGUAUUGUUGGAAAGUAUACCCGUUUUGACAAAUGACAGAAAAGUAAAGUGAAAAGUGACACAUGACAAACAAUUCAUAUGGUGCCAACUUGUAAAAUAAAUUCGAAGUAUUGCGCAGUUAAAUUACUGAGUGACAUUAGUUUACCGUUUAAACUGAAUUGCAAGCCAAAUAAUACGUUGUUUGGCGUCUAAGAUUUUGUUUAUCAUAAGUGCAAAGACAGUAUAUAAUCUCAAGUUGAUGUUGUGGUUUUUAGGACAAAAACUAGAUUUUACCAGUGUUUGUUUUCUUUUGCCAAUCUGUCAUUGGUCAUUUGUCAGUUUUCAGUUAUGUCUGUUAUGUCAACAAGAUAAGUUCAAGAAACCCCAAUAAAAACAGAUCCAAAACAAAAUAAUAAUAAAAUGGGGAAAAUGUCUGAUGAAGCAAAAGACCCUCCUGUUUGUAGAACUUGCUUAUGUAUUAUUACAGGCCGUUCUUAUGGUUUACACGAAAAUAGUGGCCUAGGUGAUGGAUUGAAAUACACCCAUAUUCUAAGAUCUGUAGUACCAGCUCUGUAUUUGGGAUUAUCUAAUGGUCCUGAAAUAUGUGCUGUGUGCAAAGACAGUUUAAUAACCUCCUAUAAGUUCAAAAACAAAUGCUUAGAGGUUGAGACUCUUAUUUGUAAUUACUUACAAAACCAAAAACUGGGUUAUCAGGUUGUAGAACUUAGUUCUGUUAUCAAGCAAAUAAAAAUGAACACAAUGAAAAAAACUGCAGAUAUUAUUUUAUCAGAUUGGAAUGAUGAUUCCAAUGAAGGGACAACUAGUUCCGGAAAGCCAUUAAACACUAUGAAAAAACCUGGUAAUUGGACAGACCAACCAGCAGUAGAACCAAACAAGAGUCUUGUAGUAUCUAACUCAAUACAACCAUUGCAGGUGCAGCUACUUUCACAGGUUCAAGACAGUAUUUUAGUGACAGAUAAUAAGGGAACUUUUUUUAAUAUUCAACCGAUUAUAAACAGUACACCACCAAAGCUGAUACCAAUAGGCCAACAAGGUCAAUUAGUAAAGAUAAAAGAAGAAAAAGAUGAUUUUGACCAAGAAAGUGUAACCCGGCAACAACCACAAGCACAGAAACAAAUGUCAACAUCAAACACAGAAGAAAAUGUUUUAGGUAUAUGUGAAGAUACAGGUUAUUUGAAGGAUCAAAAUGGUCAUUACUUUGAUUUUUAUGGAAAUGCCUUAGAGAGAGACGAAGUUGAAGCUGAGAAGAACAGAGCCAUUUCUAUGGAAAAGGAAUUAUGUAAAAUCGCAAAUGUGUUCACUCUAAAUGAAGAGGCCGGGAAGAAUGAAAAGAAAGAUUCUCAACUAAGUGUUGAGAAAACAGUAGAUGAUACUCUAAAUGAAGAGACCGGGAAGAAUGAAAAGAAAGAUUCUCAACUAAGUGGUGAGAAAAAAGUAGAUGAUGAGAAAAUUCCAAAUAAAGUUAACACAGAAGUUUCACAAAAUAAUACUGAGAAUGCCUUAAAUAAAACAACUCCACCAUCCACAUCCGAAAUAAACCAAACAUCAUCAUCCACAUCUGAAAUAAACCAAACAUCAUCAUCCAAACCGAUAACAUAUUUAAGACCUGUGAAUAUAAAUAAUUUAUUAGCCAAAGAACACCUAAGAACCUACUGUAAGGCAAAUACAGAAAAUAAGAAUGUACCUGCUACACAACCAGAAUUUAAAUCAUUAUCGGAGUUACUUAAAAAUAAUAAACCUCUAGAUGAUGACACCAGUACUGCACCUAUACGGAUUAAAGAAGAACCAGUGAGUAUUCUAGACGAUGACGAUGACGAAGACACAAUGAGUCUUCCAGAGGAGAUCAGCCAACCGCCUAUUGUGCAGAAAAUAAUUAACACUUUGUACAGUGAAGAAGAUAGAGAUAAAUAUGUAGAUACUCCAGAUUUAAUAAGGAUUCAAAAUUGCUCCAUUUCGGAUAUAAGAAAAAUGCAAAUGGAGUUAAACAAUCAACAAGAAAUAACAAAUACCAGUAAAUUAAAAACAGCAGCACCAGUAACUUAUAAAUCCCCAAAUAAAGCAAAAUUUAGCGGUAUGCUAGUAAAUGCACAUGUCAGUAAGAUUCCAAAAAAUGUCCUAAAAUAUCCAAAAUUUCUACAAAGCUACUUUUUUAACAAAGAAGAAGCAACAGUCAGCUUAGAAAAUAACGGGACGUUGUAUCAACUGCAAAUUGACAAAGAUGGCAAUAUCAUCAAUCAAAAAUCUCAACCUGUAGCACUUAGUGGCAGUCAGACAUCUGUCAGUCAGGCACCUCAAACUCCUGUCAAUAAAUCUCCAGUAUCUAAACAAACAAGUAAUGUGAAACGUUCACCUGUACAGCGCAGUCUAAUAAAACCUGAGGUUUCAUUAAAGCCCGAGCAAGCCAAGAAAAAAAGGUUUCGCAUAGAACCCGUAGGUUAUGAUUUUGAUCCCGAAUCUAAAGAUUCACAAGUUAUGAAUAAACAACCAAAGGAACCGAAUAAAUCCAAUGUGUUAUUUACGCAGCAUGAAAUUAAAAGAGAUGAGGAUGAAAAAUCCUGGGACCCGAAUAAUUCCAGUUUGGUGCCCACGUUUUAUAACUAUGAAGGAUAUUUUAUACAUGAUCAUGAUUAUUUACAAUCGCCUUAUGUCAGAUCUGGAAUGUUAGAGAAAACCGGUAAAUUCGAAAUAUUAUCGUGCUACAUUUGUGGAUUCGUACAUCCGAUAGAAAAGCAUCUACACCAUAUGGUUCGACAUUCACGUUUUUGUAAAGUGUGUAAAAGGAGUUUCCGAAAUGCUUUAAUGUGUAAUACACAUAUAAAAAACCACAAAGUAGACUGUACGAAGUGUGGUAAGAAGGUUCCAGUAGAAACAUUAAAAAACCAUUCCAAGAAUAACUGCGAAAGUUUAGGGAAGGAAAAGGUAUUUAUACGCCAGGGUUUGCGAGCCCCGAUGAUGUCAUGGACCCCUGAACAUGACGUUUUACUGAAGAAAACAUGGGAGGAAAACGCACAACUCUCUACGAAGAAUAUGGAAGAGGUGUUAGCUACAAAGUUUCGUGAAGUGUUUGGUGAGAAAUUUAAGGGAAGUACACUGCGUAUCAAGGCCUCUGCAAUAAAAAAAAACAAACGAGUUAAGGUGGAACCAAACGAAAAGCAUUCGAAGAUCGACAGUGAUGUAAACCUGGGAGCAAGUACAUCUAGCAAUCGAAUAGAAGAUAUCAAAUGUAAAAAGGAAAAACCAGAAGAAAAAUCUCUACCCAAUCCAUAUGUACUGUUGCCAGAUGUUCUUAUUACGCAUCCAGAAGCAGCUCCUACUGUUUCGCCCUGUAAGAGUGACGAAAACAAAAAAAUACCUGAUAAAAAAUUACCUGAUAAAGAAUUACCUGAUAAAAAAUUACCUGAUAAAAAAUUAGACAAAGUCGGCGGUAGUGAAAGCUCAGAUUCACCUGAUCACGAGUCCGAUCCAGAUUAUUCUGAAUCUGUACCACAAAAACGAAGAAGAUUUGAAUUACCGCGAAGGUCUGUUAGGUCCAAACAAAAUUCCAAUCGUUCGGACCAAGUGCAAAUUCAAAGGCGGUGUACACGAAAUAGAAAACCCUUGCUGAAAAGUUCUAAUGACUAAUUCUCCAAGAUAUCUACUGUAUUUUUUGUACAUAUUAUUAAGUAGCUUUACAAAUGUUGAUAUAGUUGUAUUAUUAAUAAUUAAUAAUUACAAAGUGACUUUUAAAGUAAUCGAUAUAUUUUUUGUUAUUUAUAUUUAAUGUGUUCUUUUUGUUAGAAUAUUUAAUACAAUUUUUAUAUUAAAUAU